UUUGUCAAUCCACUCGAAAGAAUUUCAAACCCAACCGCCGCGGGUUACGGUGCCUUUUGCAUUGGAAACGCGCCUUUGAGCGUGCGCGUAUGUGUGCAAGUAUAACAUCAUCGAAUGCUCAAAAGCGUUCUCCGAAGUAUGAGCGAUUUUAUUGUUCAAAAAAUAUAGAAGUUCAACAAACUUGAACGGUGUAAAAAUGAUUUGGUCAAGUGGGGGAAUGUUAUUUCGUGAAAUUACACUGGAAGGAAGUGUAGUUUGAGAAUUCGUGAAAAAGUUUCGAAUGCAUUUUCCAGAAGGGAUGGAAAAAUAGUGUCCGAUUAUAUCGUGUGCUGUUUUAUGUGUGCGCGCGUGCGUGCGCCUGUUUGCGUAAAAAUUAUAAGGGGAGAUUGUUGGGAUGCGCGAAGAACGAUUUAUAAAUUUGCUCGAACGAAUAAGCUCUCAGUGGUGAUUCUUUCCUAUAUAUAAGUGACAUAGGUCGAUAUAUAGUCGUGAAUAAAAACAGAAUCAUCAUAUUUCUCGUUGUCUUUGUUCAACAAUCAAUUAUUCUCUUCGUAUUUGGUGAUUUUUUAUACGAUUCAACGAAUUUUGCUUACGAUCUAUACUUGAUGUGCAUAAGAGUCGAUGGUAAACCGCUGUUUGCUGUUUUUUUUCGCCGGGAUUUUCAGUAAAAGUGCAACAGCACGUACAUCGCGCACUGGAAAAUCGAAUUUGGUUCAAACAGACUGUAUAGGCGGGUUUUUUAAACAAAAAUGAAAAUUGUAAUUUCAAAAUUGAAGUAGAUCGAUUAGACUCGAGUGAUCUAAAUGUAGAACUUGUCAAUAACAAACGAUUUUUCAGUACUUUGAAAUAUUCGACAUUCGUGCGCGCGCGUCCUCCGCGUUUGUGGUAGUGUGUGUGCGUUUGCCGUGCGCUACAUAUUUCACCUGCGAUCGACCAAAAUUUUGCGGAGACACGCGUUAUCGUUCGUAUUAGAAUGACAGAAAAAGAUUAGAAUAAAAAAAAAAAUUAUGUAACUUGUGUCAAGUGUGUGUUUUUUAAAACUUAAAUCUGCGCUGACGCAUUUUUUCGUACGAGGAUGGACGACGAAAUAGUAGUUGACGAUGUGGAAGACAGCAACGUUGUGGAUCCUCAAUCAUCGGAUGAUCCAUCCACCCGUGUUAUGCCUCUGUUAUACAUCCAAAAAGGAAAAUUACGCUCUGCACAAAGCGGUGCUCCCAGUCAAACAAUCGUUUCUCCUAGCACCACUCAACUUGCAGCUAUUAUCAAUCCAACCCACAAUUCGAUUGUUGCUGGGCAGAACAAGGUCUUUAUUCAGGGAACAAAUUCGGCUAAUACUGCUCAGAGUAAGCAACACAUUGUGAUCCAUCGUCCGUUAAGCGGAGUGGGUGGCACAACAACGUCGCAGGGACAAAAGCACAUAUUACUAAGAAAAUCAAAUGCUUCAACGGCUCAAAUAGUUCCUUUAAAUUCGCCUCAAGGAAAUUCGUCACAUGCGCAGACAGGAAAACAUACAUUUGCGUAUCUCGGAACAAUUAUCAAGCCGAACAAACAACGAGACUCCGUUGUAUUUCCCACAGCAACAUUGGGCAGCACACAAAUGAACAAAUCGAAGCUUGUGAUAGCUCCGGUGCUGUCACAAUUGGCUCAAAGUUCGACGACCUCGACGCCGGGAAAUUCAACGCAAUCGUCGAAACACAUGACGAAUUUAUUACUGCCCGUUAAUAUACCGCAACAAACAGUAUCUAAGUCUAGUAUGCUUAACGUUAAGAUCAACAAUGGACAGAUUAAUCCUGACAACAAAGGAACUAUCACAGUUUUGCGAGAAUCGAAAACCGCUAAUUCCUCGAUACAUCCGCCUCCACUGCAUCCGAUAACAAAAAUGACACUGAUGGGAGGGAAAGGUGUGAACAAUACGUCGUCGGACAGCAUAAAAAUAACAGAGAAUCCUGAUUCGGCUGUUAUAACACCGAUACCGAAAAAGGAUGAGGUCAAUGGUCAACCAGAGAAGAGAAAAAAAACCCGAAGCAAUAUACUUCGUGGUUCGAGCGAGAAAAGAAGAAAUUUAAGCGGUGGAAAAGCUCCGCAGGAUAAUGUUAUUGACGUCAGUUAUUCAUUAAGCAGUCCAGAUUCUGAACACGACAAAGAAAAAAAGUCUCACAAUGACGACGAUAUUACGUUGAUAAAAGUCGUUCAAAACGAUGAAAAAAUAUCCAAUAAACGUAAUUCGACGAUCGACGACGAUAUUAAAAUCGAAAUGAUCAAAUCACCAUCUAAAAAUGAAUAUACCGAUGUGGAUAAUAAAAAUGACAUGAAAGCGAAAGAGGCUAAAACCAAUGAUUCGAAAAUGGUUAAAGACACCAAGAAUCCCGAUACCAGGACUAAAAAUCGUGAUGAUUCCAAAGAAAUCUCCACUAGCAUUAAUCCAAGAGAGCCUAAUUUCGACGCUGCUAAAAUGUUGGAAUGGAAAGAUGGCGUUGGAACGUUGCCCGGUAGCACCUUGAAGUUUUGCAUAAACGAGUUUGGGCUGAUGGAAGUGGUAGAUGACGACGAGAAUAACAAGCAGGACAAACACAUCAGCAUCGGUGAUAAGGAAAAUGUGUGUUUAUCGCAGAAUUCCUCAAAGUCGAGUCCAGUCACGGUUUGCCCUGAGAAGAAGAAUGAGGAAAAAAAAGCCCGCGCUGUCUCGGCCGAUACGUUGUAUCGUUGUGAAAGUUGCGGAUGUUACGGUCUCGCAGCUGAAUUCGAGAGCCCGAUCUCCUGCAGUCCCUCUUGUACCGAAGUCAUAGAAGCCAAAAAACAACACAUGAUGCGAAAAGAACGAGAUCUCAACAGAGAUUUACGGGCGAAGAGAAAACGAAAAAGAUUACUGCAAGAACAACAACAGUCGAAGGACGCGGAUGAUAAAAUCGAGGAGAAAUCACAAGACAAGCCAAAAUCGGAAACUGAUGAGGAUACGAAAGACACGAUAACUGCGAUGGACGAAGAGAGUCUCAGCGAGUCUGUUGAAUCCAAAUAUCCGUGGCAAACGGGAAAGCUGGGCUUUUCAUGGGCGAAAUAUCUCGAGCACUGCAAAGCAAAGGCUGCACCGGUCAAGUUGUUCAAGGAUCCAUUUCCCUAUGGAAAAAAUCAGUUCAAAGUUGGUAUGAAGCUCGAGGGCAUCGAUCCCGAACACCCAUCACGUUACUGUGUUCUCACCGUUGUCGAAGUAGUGGGCUAUCGAUUACGACUGCACUUCGAUGGAUAUCCAGAGAAUUAUGAUUUCUGGGUAAAUGCCGACAGUAUGGACAUUUUCCCCGUCGGUUGGUCUGACAAAAAUGGCCAUCGGUUGGACCCACCGAAAGGCUACGUUCAGAGCAAUUUCAACUGGAACGCGUAUUUGAAAAUUUGUAAAGCUACCGCUGCACCUAAAACUUGUUUUGCCAAUAAGAAUACGGUUUUCCCAACUGGAUUCCGAACUGGAAUGAAGCUGGAGGCGGUCGAUAGGAAGCAUUCAUCAUUAGUUUGCGUCGCAAGUAUAGCCGGUCUCAUGGAUUCGAGGAUACUCGUGCAUUUCGACUCGUGGGACGAGGUUUACGACUAUUGGGCGGACGCUAGUUCGCCGUACAUACAUCCGGUUGGUUGGUGUCAUCACAACGGACACAGUCUAACGCCACCCAACAAUUACAAAGAUUUGAAAUCGUUCACCUGGGACUCUUAUCUACGGGAGACUCGAUCAGUUGCCGCACCAGCAAGAGCUUUCAAACAGAGGCCACCUUGCGGUUUCAAAAGGGGCAUGAAAUUGGAAGCCGUUGACAAGAGAAUUCCACAAUUAAUCCGAGUCGCCACCGUCGAGGAUGUCAAAGAUCACAUGAUCAAAAUACGAUUCGAUGGAUGGCCAGAAAAUCACGCUUACUGGGUGGACAAUGAUCAUCCAGAUAUUCAUCCAAUGGGCUGGUGCCUAAAGACUGGGCAUCCUUUGGAAGGACCUUUGACUCCGGAAAGUGCAGUAGAACGCUCCGAAUGUGGAUCUUACGGAUGUCGUGGAAUCGGUCACGUGAAAGGCCCGAAAUUUGCGGGUCACAAUUCAGCUUCGGGUUGCCCGUAUUCGUUGCAAAAUUUGCAUAAAGCUCGUCUACUGUCGGAUCGAUUAAACAUAACGAAAAACGAACCUUCCGAUUUCGAUGAUGACUCGUACGAUAAACAAAAGAGCGAUCGAUCUGACAGAUUGAAAAUGGACAAGACAGAGGUGAAGGUUGAAAAAACGGAAAAGAGUGAUAGAUUCGCCCUCAUCGAAGAGAAGCUCAUAAAAACUGAAAAAGACAUCAAACAAGAGGACGGAGAAUCCUCCGAUAAGAACGAAAGAUCCGAAACUUCGGAGAGAUCGAACAAAUCUCGACAUCAUCUCAGUGACGGGCAAACGGAUGACGACGAGAUAUCGAGGAAACGAAAAAAAAGGCGUCAAGCAUCGGAGGAACUUCAGUAUUCUUUGUCACACUCGGGCUACGGCGAUCCGGCUCACGGCUCGGCUCCCUACGCCAUCAAUAUGCCUGACAAGCAAUUGCGUACAGAACUUUAUCAAUCGGUUUAUGAUCCCGGAUACAAUCCUCUGCCGGACGCACCUCACAUUUGGGCUAAGCACAGUAAUGCUCUAAAUCGGGUUGUAGCAAAACAGCACACGAAUCCACGAAGAUGGUCCAACGAGGAAGUCAUCAAAUUCAUACAGAGCGUACCGAACUGCAAGGAAAUUGGGAGUAUAUUCAGAAAACACAGUAUCGAUGGCGAGGCGUUCCUGAUGUUGACACAAGAGGAUUUGAUAACGCUCCUGGGUCUCCGACUAGGACCAGCGAUCAAAUUGUACAACAGCAUAGUUUUGUUGCGUCGUCGAGCCACUUGAGAUUCUAAUGAGCGAUUGUGGCGUUUCACCACGAGAAACUCGAAACCGGGUAGCUAAUAUAAUCACAAAAGAGAGAGAGAAAGAAAUUUGUAAACAAUGCCCUUGAGUUCGUUGCGUGUUAUGGGCUUUUUACCCAAUCUUUGCAGAGGAAUUUUUCCUCGUCAAUAACCGACAGUUAGCAGCUGACAAUUGCUAUCAGGAAACCCUGCUUGUUAUCCGAUGUUUACGAAUCUUCCUCGAGAAUUGAACGUUCGGUGUAAAUUGAAAAAAUUCAAGCUCGAUAAUUUCAUUCCAAGUCUCAUGGAAAAAACGUGAGAAUUUCGUACAACUGAUUAAAAAUGUUCAUUUUCAUCGAGGAUGACUCAAGUGUCUUUCUUUGCAGUGUUAGUCUUUUCGUUACAUUGAAUUUUACAAUAUCGGAAUACAACGGAAGUCCUUUUAAUUUUUCUUAAUCGUGGCCAAUAUUUAUUUUUCAGUUUUUGGGGCCACGAAAGGCGAUCGAAGUUUUAUCUUAUUUGAAAAUAAAAUUCACGUGGAACACAUUGAACAAUUUAAACAAUCGAGCGAUUGUUAUGAAAGCAAAGAGUUUUUCGUUUCAUUCCAACCAUUGAAAUUUCGAUAUCGCAUAUUUUCACGCAAAGUAUGUUCAAUCAUGUACAAAUGUAUAUAGUUAUCUAUCUUGAUAUAUAUGAAUAAAUAUAUAUAUAUGUAUACACGA
Venturia canescens is the source of this 5591-nucleotide messenger RNA. It is a transcript of the gene l(3)mbt, whose product is annotated as lethal (3) malignant brain tumor. The transcript is spliced from 17 exons. Gene Ontology annotation, biological process: negative regulation of DNA-templated transcription. NCBI's taxonomy places the organism in Eukaryota, Metazoa, Arthropoda, Insecta, Hymenoptera, Ichneumonidae. The record is from RefSeq and is a predicted model, not a curated record. Gene Ontology annotation, cellular component: nucleus. The coding region runs from base 1076 to 4873 and encodes 1265 amino acids. Gene Ontology annotation, molecular function: zinc ion binding; chromatin binding; histone binding.